This is a messenger RNA of Paraphaeosphaeria sporulosa, 1918 nucleotides long. RefSeq lists its product as uncharacterized. The coding region runs from base 312 to 1634 and encodes 440 amino acids. NCBI's taxonomy places the organism in Eukaryota, Fungi, Ascomycota, Dothideomycetes, Pleosporales, Didymosphaeriaceae. The record is from RefSeq and is a predicted model, not a curated record. The transcript has 2 exons.
GCAUGAGGCACAGUACUCGCAGGCAAGGGUGAGACGGCAGAAAGGCAGCCUGGCGGUUACCUGCGGCGGGGUCUGGUAUAAUAAAAUGAUGGAGGACGACAGUGUUAGGGUCCAUGUGUCGCUCUUUCCUACUUGGACAUAUUGCACGUUGAAUUGAUCGACAUUUAGAGCUUUACCUGCAGCGUCUUCUUCUCCCCAAAUUGAGAACCACACCCACUUACAUUGGUUGUACACCCAGUACGCUAUAAUUCGACGCACAAUCCGUCGCCACACUUCUUCGAAUCGGCGUCUUUCUUUCCUCGCACUCGAUUAUGUCGCUCUCGGCGCCCUACACCAAUGCCAUGCGCAUUGGGCAAGGCUUCAACACGUAUACCCAAGAGAUCCGUCUCGAAAAUGCGGUCGUCGUGGGAAAAUCAAAUCCUGUAAAGAAAGUCAGCCGCGACCUCCCACUCCCUUCGAGUGGAGCGAUCCCUCUGUCGCCACCAGUAACUCCAGAUGCGUCCGUCACCGCACAUACACUCAGCGAGGUUCCCGCCGUGGUAAUCAACGGAGUCCAGCAGCCAGAAUCACACGAGAUACCCAGAGCAGCGACGCCUUCUCCACCACCCACGCCUGAUUUAGGUAGUGCAUUAGACGUAGUCACUGCCCCUACCGGGGAGCUACCGUUCGAGAUUCCAGCUGGACCGGCGCCAAAGACAAGCCAGAGCGUCACCUACUCUACCCGCGCGAUCGAGAAUGUGAGCGAUAUUAUGGACGCGUUGAACAUCUCGACGUCGAUGAGCAUCAAAUACGGUACCAUCCACGGCAACGGCAACGCGUCCUUCGUGAACGAGAACAAAGUCCUCGACAGCGAGCUGAACUACGUCGUCAGUGUGAUGGUCAACAACGACGCGCAGUCACCGAUAGAGGAUAUGGAAUUCCAGGAUAUACCCGGGCUACCGUUGAACCGCUUUACUGAAGUAUAUGGCGACUCAUUUAUAUCGGGGUUCACUGAAGGCGGAGAGUUCAAUGCUGUUAUCUCCAUCAAGUUGAAUGACAAGAGCAAGUACCGUUCGGUUAAGCAAGCCGUCGACGUGCAGCUCGCUGUCGGUCCCCCUACGCUCGAGAUUGGCGCCAGCGAAGCCAUUGCAAAGGAACAUAGUGAAGCGCUAAAGAAUACUGAGAUCUCCAUAUCCGUGAACUGGGUUGGCGGUGGCGAAAUCAAGAAGCCCACCGUACCAUGGACGAUCCAGAGCGUCGUGGCCGUUGCCAAUGCCUUCCCCUCUAUGGUUGCGCGCUCGAGUGCCCGCACUCAAGCUAUACUUACCCGCUACACAUCCUUGAGAUCGUUCCAGACUUGGAAAUGGACCAGGUUGAUAGAAGAGAGAAGAAUCUGGGACAGUGAUCCGAGGAACCAGAAGGGUGGUGAGAAUAACAAAAGUGGGAAGGAGCUGUAUGAGGAGCCGGUCAUCGUCCUGAACUACGUGCCUUGCGCGAUCUAUACAGCAGAGCUGUUUGAUGCACUUAUGAUCUACAAGAAGCUGUGGAAGAAAAUCGGGGAGAUGCUGCAGAAUCCGUCGCAGUACAAGAUGAAGAAGGUACCGAGAACACUUAGGAGAGUCCCGUCUAGGGCAGAAACCUCUCGCCCCUUCUGACUAGGGAUGCGUCGAAGCAGGCCCUCCUCGUCAGUCCUGUCGCUAGCGAUGAUUCGCCCUGCCAGAACAAGAGCCAGGAUGCGCUGGGGAUGGAGCGUGCCUUCACCUUCGCCGUCGAGGAAGGCCAUACCGGCUGGAAUCUUCUGGAAAAUAACGCACGUCAAGAUCCGAUCCCGCCUGAGCCUCUUGCGCUGAACGAAGCUCGACUGCUAUGCCGAGAAGCGAUGACACUGAUCACGGAAGAAGCGUCUCGACUGGUGGACCACCCUCAUCUAGCGUAUGCG